AUGUGGCCCCGGCCCACAGCCAGCGGGAGGUCCUGCUGCACCAAUAGGAGCGCUCCGAGUCUGCGCCCGUCAGCCAAUCAGAGCGCUCCGAGUCUGCGCCCGUCAGCCAAGCUGACCAAUCUGCAGGUGGAGGCGGCCCAGUGUAGGGCAGCGCCUCUCCACGCCCCGCCCACCACCACCGCCACGCCCAACGCCGGCGCCCUAUUGGACAACAGCCUGACGGAACACUCGCUGGACAACGACAUCAAGAUGCACGUGCUGCCCCUGGAGCUCCAGUUCCGCUCCGUCGCCCCAAGCAACGUCGCCGCGCAGGUCUCCCAGGCGGGGCGGUGCCGGGGGCGGUGGUGGGCGUGUCUAAUGGGCACGCGGGCGCCGUGUCGCGGCACCAUAAGAACGAGCGCGUGCGCAGCGGGCCAGCCGGCUGACGGUGCUGCGGGAGUACGCCUACGACGUGCCGACCAGCGUGGAGGGGGGCAGCGUGCAGAGCGCCCCCCAGAGGCAGCGCGGGGAGGAGGCCACCAGACAACGCGGGCCAGCCGGCGCGCCGCCUACAUGGCCUACCGCGAGCGCCACAUGGGCCAGCAGGACAGCAGCGACGCCAGCACCAGCCUGCCCCGCCGACCGCGCCACGCCCACGCCCAGCCCACGCUGGAGGCCCGACCCAAAGCCCAGAGCUACGGGCUGAACCUGGCCAGCGCCACCGGGGGCCUCCUGCAGCAGAAGGACACUGGGCUCCUGGUCCUACAGGGGCCCGUCAUCUCACUGGGGCCCCCGACCGCUCCGCCUCCAGCACCAUCAGAACUGGACUCUGGAAACACGAGACCACGGUGUAGCCAAUGA
Molecule: messenger RNA, 840 nt
Organism: Clupea harengus (Atlantic herring)
Lineage: Eukaryota; Metazoa; Chordata; Actinopteri; Clupeiformes; Clupeidae
Product: adhesion G protein-coupled receptor A3-like
Exons: 2
Coding region: 1-840 (279 amino acids)
Source: RefSeq, a predicted model, not a curated record